Molecule: messenger RNA, 1783 nt
Organism: Camelina sativa (false flax)
Lineage: Eukaryota; Viridiplantae; Streptophyta; Magnoliopsida; Brassicales; Brassicaceae
Product: cytochrome P450 705A22-like
Cellular component (GO): membrane
Molecular function (GO): heme binding; iron ion binding; oxidoreductase activity, acting on paired donors, with incorporation or reduction of molecular oxygen, NAD(P)H as one donor, and incorporation of one atom of oxygen
Source: RefSeq, a predicted model, not a curated record
UCCAAAAUUAAAUCAUUUUCACCUUUUCCUCUCUCUUCUAAUCCACAAAUCUUUACAGAAACUUUCCUCCAAGUAUGGACCUCUACUUUAUCUUCGUGUCUUCAAUGUCCCCAUAGUGCUCGUUUCUUCCGCCUCAGUAGCUUAUGAGAUCUUUAGAUCUCAAGACGUAAACGUUUCCUCUCGCAAUCUCCCUACUAACGAGGGGUCUCUCGUCUUCAGUUCCCUCGGCAUCGUGACAACACCUUACGGAGAUUACUUUAAGUUUAUGAAGAAGCUCAUCACCAGCAAGCUCCUCGGACCUCAAGCACUCGAGAGGUCACAAGGAGUCCGUGCAAAAGAGGUAGAGCGGUUUUACUCAAAUCUACUCGAUACGGCGAUGAAGAAGGAGAGCGUUGAGAUUUCUGAAGAAGCUAUGAAGCUAGUCAACAAUAGCAUAUGCCACAUGAUUAUGGGGAGGAGUUGUUCAAGGGAGAACAGUGAAGCAGAGAGAGUCAGAGGCUUGGUGAAAAAGACAGAUUCCUUGGGGAAGAAGCUUUUCUUGGCGGCCAUCUUGCGCAAACCGCUUAAGAAAAUUGGGAUUUCACUGUUCAAAAAGGAGUUAACGGAUGUUUCGAGCAAGUUUGACGAGGUGUUAGAGAAAAUUCUCGUGGAAAAUAAAGAGAAAUUAGAUCAGGAGCAUCAACAAGAUACUGACAUGAUGGAUAAGCUGUUGGAAGCUUGUAGAGACGAAAACGCAGACUAUAAAAUCACUAGAGACCAUAUCAAGUCCUUGUUUGUGGAUCUUUUCGUAGCAGGCACUGACACCUCGACGCACAGUAUACAAUGGAUCAUGGCCGAGAUUAUCAACAAUUCCUACAUUCUUAAGAGAUUGAGGGAAGAAAUUGAUUCUGUUGUAGGGAAAACAAGGUUGAUUCAAGAAACUGAUCUGCCGAACCUCCCUUACUUACAAGCGAUCGUGAAAGAAGGGCUAAGAUUGCAUCCGCCAGUCCCCUUUGUUCUAAGGACGUUUGAAGAAAGGUGUAUGAUUGGAGAGUUUUGUAUACCGGAGAAGACAACUCUUCUUGUUAAUGGUUAUGCCAUGAUGAGAGAUCCUGAAUACUGGGACGAUCCUCAAGAGUUUAAGCCAGAGAGGUUUCUAACUUCUUCAAGAUCAAGCAAAAAGGACGAGAUAAGAGACGAGGUCCUAAAAUUCAUUCCUUUCGGGAGCGGAAGAAGAGGCUGUCCAGGAGCUAAUCUAGGUUAUGUCUUUGUAGGAACCGCGAUCGGAGUGAUGGUGCAAUGCUUUGAUUUGAAAAUUAAAGGAGAUAAAGUCAACAUGAAUGAGGCCGCCGGAGCAAUGACAUUGAGCAUGGCUCAUCCUCUUAAGUGCACUCUUGUUCCUCGAACCUUAAUCCCUUUAACUUCAAGUAUGUAGAAUCCUCUUAAGUGCACUCUUGUUCCUCGAACCUUUGUAUAUAAAACAAUCUUUCUCUUUUUUUUUUUUGGUUUUACUAUAAUCAAAAUCUUUCUCUUGAAGCUUCUUAAGUUCUUGACUUUCUUCUGUUUUUUUAUUUUGUUAAAAAGUAUUCGAAUUUCCCAAAAUACCGGUUUCAAAGUUGGCUAUUAUUCAAACUUUGAAAGUUUAGAUAAUGAAUUUAGCUAUCCGAAUUCAUCAUUUUGUCCAAAAUUUCAUGUCCUAUUAAUUGGAGUUAUUCAAAUAAUCCGUUUCCGACCUAUUUUCCGAUAUUCUAAAUAAAUAUAUGUCUAGUCAUUUUGGAAGGGAGACUACAAAACUUUUAAUUAA